Rotaria socialis is the source of this 789-nucleotide messenger RNA. Lineage: Eukaryota; Metazoa; Rotifera; Eurotatoria; Philodinida; Philodinidae. The record is from the annotation of a GenBank genome assembly.
AUGAUUUUAACGAUACUUGCUGGAAUGUCAAAUGAUGAACAACGUUUACAGUUGUUGCAAACAAUUAGAAAUAAAUUAUCGAACUAUAAUCUCAAUUGGUUAGAUAUACGAAAUAUAAUUAGUUUAUUUUCUAAGAAAAAUCAAAUUCGUUUUGAAGUUUUACAAUUACUUCUUUUAUAUGCUAAUAAUUUACAAGAUAAAAUUGAUAUUGAUGACUAUAUUGAUCUAUCGAAUCAAUCUACCAAUGAUAAUGAACAGUUAAAAAUUAGUUUGUUUGAACAACUAUAUCAAAAGUUAAAUAUUCGGAAUAGAAAAGAUUUUGAACCUAUCGUAAAUUUAUUUCAAACAAUAACUAUGAAACAAAAAGUAGAAGCUAUGAUACGAAUCAAUCGAUCGGAUUUUAUCUUAGAUGAUAAACCAGAAGUAAUUGGUGAUCAACAACUAUCAUCUCUUCAAUUGACUUCGUUUCCUGAACAAACUAUAGCAAAUAGUAUUUUAUCACCAACGUCAUCGUUCGUUCAAGAAUUAUCUCUUGCACCAUUGAAACGUACACACCCGUUUGAUGAUCAAUAUCAAGAUCAUUGUUGUCAACAAAUAAUUACACCGUCAUCGAUUGUACAACAAAAUGAAUUUAUCCAACAGCGUGAUUUAUUAUCAUCGAUAUCGAUAAGUUCAUCGAAUUCGUCGCUUUCAUCAGCUAGCGAUGAAAAUAUACCUAUACGUACACUUUCAUUUAUGGUUGCUAUCAAAAAUACAUUUGAACGUUUAAAAGCAACAUCAUCAAGCUGA